AUUGUUCUCAGUGAUAUUAUUUGUACACACAAUCAUCUUAAAUUAAUUAAAUUAUUAAAUUACAAAUAGUCAUCUUUUUUUACUGUCGAGGCAUUCAUUAAAUAGUACAAAGUCGUUCAGUAAUGGAAGCAUUAUGAGAUUUCGGUAUAUACAUAUUUUUCAAAAUUUAAGCAAGAUCUGCAGUUUUGUUAAUAUUAAGACUUUGUAUAAUAGAGAUCUUACUGAAAUUUAUCACAUUUGUUAAAGUAUAAAAACAAAUGGCUUUCUCUCUUUAAAAAGAAAAACAAAUUCCAUCAUUUUGAAUGCUAGCAAAUACACGUCAGUCUAAUAAUCUUUUGUCUUUAUUACUAACAGAUAAUUUAGUUAAUUAUUAUCUCAAAAUCAUUAUUUAUAUUUUGCAGUAAGGAUAAAAAUGACGCGAUGAGACGAGCUUCUCAUAACAUGGGAAUCAGCAUUCGCUUGCCGCAUACCUUGUACAGGAUGUGUGAAAACGUGACGUGACGAGCAUCGAAGUCUCUUCUCCGGGGAAACUUAAAGAACGAUGACGCAGUCAUCUCUGCGCAGGACCGUCUCAUCAUACCAGUCGCGACGCUUCUAUUAUAUUGCCGCACAUUCGCUUUGGCGAUGGCAACAAUAUAAUUACUCAUUGUUCGACAAUGUAUGUUUGCUGCGCGAGGAUGCUGCCUUUGCCGGAUUGCCUCGCGGCGUCGGGAUUCGCCUCGGCGAUUCCCUUUCACGCACACACAUUUUGCUGGGGGUAUCCUUAUAUAUAUAUAUGUAUGAGCCUUCGAUCUUUUAGGAUGCUCUUGGCAACCGGUGCUGCAGUGUACAUGAGGCAACCGGUAAAGCAACAUCUAUGAACCAGCAUCCACCGAGAUGACUGAAAUCCGGCCUGGCUGUUUAAAGUGUUCUCUAACGGUAGCCCUUGUCGUGUGCACGUUUUUCGUCGGAUCAGGUGCACGCGCAAAUGGAGGCAGUAGCGGCGCCUUCGCAUCAGCCAGCGCUUACGCUGGAGCUGGUGCAUCCGCAUUAAGUAGCGCCAGUGCAUUUGGAGGAGCGGGAGACUUUCCCGGAGCCUAUGACGGACAUAAAGGGAUUCGCAGCUAUGACAGCAUCAGUUUCUCCCAUGACAAUGACGCCAAUCGCGGUACGAAAUCCUACGGCGUCGUUCCAGGACAUGGCGCCGACGGUGACGGAAUAAAAAGCUCAGAUCAUGGCUAUAAUAAGAAUGAUUGUUCUAAAUGCAAAUGGGAAAAUGACGAUUAUUGGGAACACGACGAACCGGAGGAGGAGGGGGACGAGAAUGACGGGGAUGAAUGCGACGAUGGUCAAUACAGGCCGGACGGGACGCGUCAUCGUGGCGCGGGCGGACCCGAUAGAGGACAUAAAUCGGGAUCGCGUCCAUCCGGUGUACACAAGACCGGACCCAUAGAUGCGUAUGUUGAUGACGGACCUAAAGAUGGUAGACCCGCUGGUUCUAUUGGCGGUGUUAACUAUCCAGUGCCGACUACCGGAUACGCAGCCCCAACUGGUGGCUUUGCUACUGGAAAUACGCCGAAACCUGGAUCAGGCUGGAACACUCCGUUCGCUUAUACGACAUUAAAGCCCGGAUAUGCUGGCGCAACCGCAGGUGCCUACGGCACAACAUCAGGUUCUUGGCCAAAUUGGAACAGAGGAACAACGCCAGGUGGUUUUGCUUCCUCGUCGAAGCCUACUUGGGACAGCUCUGGACCCGCCGGAAAUUUCGUAACAACGCCGAAACCUAGAAAUUGGGAUAUCGGAUCUGGUGCUCCAACUGGCGGACAACCGUUUUCACAAAAACCUUGGAAUACCGGAUUUGAUAAUGCUCCUACUGCGAGCACAUCGAGACCCGGACAAGGAUGGAAUACUGGAUUUGAUAAUACUCCAACGACAGACUUUUCGCAGAAACCGGCACCAGGUUGGAGCACCGGCCGUGGACCUACCGGAAACUUCGGCGUCACGCCGAAAUCUGAACCGAACGGGAAUUCUGGAUUCGACAGUAGUUCAGCCGGAGGGCUUCCGUUUUCGCGAAAACCUGGGGGGACUCCUUGGAAUACUGGAUACGACGGCACAAGCUUUGGCACAACGCCGAAACCUGGACAAAGCUGGAAUGCUCCAUCCGGCGGUAAACCUGAACCGAGUUCGAAUCUGAAUUAUGGUACCAAGUCCAUCGGUACAACUGGUUGUCCUCGACCUGAUUCAAGUUGCACUCAAGGAAUACAAGGUCCUGUCAAAUUGGGCGCAACUCCUAUCGAUAUUGACAGAACGAAAAGUGGUGAAUCUCCAAGUGGUAUUUCUUCUGCGGUUUCACAAACAGGAAGUGGUAUAUCUUCUCCAAAUAGUUAUGGAAACCCAAAGGAAAAUCAGAAUUGGCCUUAUGGUCAACCUGGAACAGCACAAAGUACUAAUGCUUAUGCUGGAGCAAGCGUAACAUCCGGCAUUGGGAGCACUCCUCACGGAGAAGUACCUAAUUUUGGGAAAAAAGAUCAUCCAUUUUUUAACAAACCAGCAGGCACUCAAACGCCGUAUAGUGGAAUAGAUCAAGCACAUCCUAACACUAGCGGUGGCACUUAUAGUCCAGGAAGUGUUUCUGAUUAUAACAAACCUGGACGCGAAAAUACGUGGCCGUCGAAUGUAGCAAAUACUUUCGGAACUACAAAAAGACCGUUUGGAGGAAAUACAUUCAGUUCUAGAAAAUUACCGGGAUCUCCGAUUGGAAGCGGCGUUUAUGAUUAUCCGGGUGUCACUAAACCGAGUUACGGAAGCGGAAUCACUAGCUCCUCGUUAAAUACCGGUCAGCCUGCAAGCGGAAGUAGUACCUGGCAUAGUCCGGGAACCACAGCUUCUCAUGGAUUUCCUGGCUCUACUACUGGAUUUGACACUACCAAAUCUCCGUUUGGUCACACAAACAUUCCAGGUCCCGCAUCACUCGGCAGUUCAUACAGCGGAACAGGUCUAAAGCAACCCGGUUUUAAUGGAGCAAGUAGUAGCGCAAGUGCGACCGCUGGCGCAGGCGCAUUCGGGACAUUUCCCAGCACUCCUUAUAUAACUGAAACAACGCCAAGAUAUGAAGGAGCUUUGGGUUAUCCUGGAGUCAAGAGCUCCCCUGGAAAUACCGGAUCUACUUAUGGAAUUGCUCCUCAUGGCACACAUUCUUAUGCCGGAACUGGUGCUUGGUCUGGCAAGCAACCUGGAAGUGGAAGUCAAACUUGGCCUGGUGAACAACCUGGAAGUGGUGCUACUUCUGGCGUGCAUCUUGGAACUGUAACUGAUACCUGGCCCGGAAAACAGCCUGGAGGAGGUAGCGGACCUUGGCCUAGCAAAAAACCUGGAGAUGGAAGUAGUACUUGGCCUGGAGGACAGCCCGAAAGCGUUAGUGCAACUUGGCCUACCAGGCAACCAGGUAGCGGAACCGGAAGUUGGCCUAGUGGAAGACCUGGAGACGGAAGUGGAGUUACGCCUGGCAGACACCCUGGAACCAGUGAUACCUGGCCCGGAAAACAGCCUGGAAGCAGUAGCGGACCUUGGCCUAGCAAAAAACCUGGAGAUGGGAGUAGUACCUGGCCUGGAGGACAGCCUGGAAGCGUUAGUGCAACUUGGCCUACCAGGCAACCAGAUAGCGGAGUCGGAAGUUGGCCUAGUGGAAGACCUGGAGACGGAAGUGGAGUUACGCCUGGCGGACACCCUGGAACUAGUGAUACCUGGCCCGGGAAACUGCCUGGAGGCAGUAGCGGACCUUGGCCUAGCAAAAAACCUGGAGAUGGGAGUAGUACCUGGCCUGGAGGACAGCCUGGAAGCGUUAGUGCAACUUGGCCUACCAGGCAACCAGGUAGCGGAACCGGAAGUUGGCCUAGUGGAAGACCUGGAGACGGAAGUGAAGUUACGCCUGGCGGACACCCUGAAACCAGUGAUACCUGGCCCGAGAAACAAUCUGGAGGCAAUAAUCGACCUUGGCCUAAUGUUAAACCUGGAGAUGGAAGUAGUACCUGGCCUGGAGGACAACCUGGAAGCGUUAGUGCAACUUGGCCUACGAGACAUCCAGAUAGCGGAACCGGAAGUUGGCCUAGUGGAAAACCUGAAGAUGGAAGUAGCGCUACGUCCGGUAGUUAUCCUGGAGUUGGAAGUGGAAUUGGGCCUAGCAAGCAACCUUCAGACGGUAAUAGAGCUUGGCCUAGCAAGCAACCUGAAGACGGAAGUGGGACGUGGCCAGGCAUAUCUGGAUGUUCGAGCGUAAACUGUGGAGGUAGCAUCGGUCCGUACGGAGAAAGCAGCAACUGCGGAGGCGGGAAUUAUAAUUGCGAGGGCAGUUGUACUGGAAGAGAUAAUAAUGCACCAAUGACACAUGGACCAUGCGGUGAAACAGUAAGCGGUCCCAGCGGCGUUAAUAAAACAUAUUAUCCUGCUGGAACCGGUGAUGGCCAUGUUCCAGACAUCGGGAAUAUAUAUGGAUCAGCUCCAUCUUUUAAUAGCGGCAUCGGGGCUUAUCCUGGAACCAAUAGAGGAUGUAGAAGUGGAGACAAUUCGUGUAAUCAAGGCGCAAAUGUAAUACCUAAAGGUCCUGUGCAAUGGAAUUCCGCAAAUCCAUUCUUGUUUGGAACUGGAGGCGGUACUCCAAGCGAUGUUUCACGUCCCUGGAAGAGCGAAACUACAGUUAAACCGAUCGGGAAGGGAAAUCCAUUCCUCGAUCCCGAUUGGAACAGAUCUCCUAAGCCUGCAUAUAGUAAUGCAAAUAAUGAUAAAAAUGUGAUCCCUCAUGGUGAAAGAAAUAUAAAACCUAUCGGUCAAGGGAAUCCUUUCCUGGAUGACAACAAGAGAAGAGGAGAUAUCGAAGUUAAUCCUAACCGAGGUGUGAUUCCGCUCGGAGGAAGGAAACCCGAAGAAUACAAUCCCUUUUUCGGAAGUGGAAACAGCGGUUCAGACGGUUCAUCAUACACUGGUGGACAGCCUGACGGAUAUCCUGCAUUGGGAACGCCAGAAAGCGGCGGUGUAAAGGGUGGUUCUCGUGGUCGAGUUUCGCCGCAGCAGGAAAAUAGCGGCGGGGUUUAUCCUACAAGUGGAAAUUCUCGCGGAGUUGAUCCGUUACGAUGUAAGUUGGGUAUUUUCGGUUGCGGAACGCCCGGUAGCGGAAGCUACGAGACUAGCAGCGGUAAGCAUCCGGGAGGCGUGUUUGGAGGGAUCAGUGGAAAUGUCGGAACUGGUGGUGGAAAUUCAGGAAACGUCGGCAGUGUUCCUGGUACGUCCAGCAAUACUGGAACUGGAAUAACUCACGGUCAAUUCGGCGCAGGUCAUCCCACAUCGGCGGGAAGUAACUUGGCAGGAUCUCUUAGUGGAGCUUAUGCUGGAUCCUUUAGCAACGCUCAAGCUUCCAACUUUCCCAGCGCUAAAUCUUUACCUUUCUCCAAUACAGCAGGAUCCGGCGAUGAUUUUGGUCAAGCUCGUAGCGGAAACUGGCCUUCCAGCGGAGCACAACAUCAAGGCGGAUCUAAUUCCUGGGCUUCCAGCAGUGCCUUUGCCAGUAGUAAUUCCGGAAGCUGGUCAGGAAAUUAUCCUACCGACGUAAAGGGCUAAUUCAGUCAGAAGAUGCAAAACGGAAUAAAUAUGCAGAUAUGUUGAUGACAUAAUUCCAAAGCAUAAUAUAUAUUUAAUUAAUGUCUUACUACUUAAUAAAUAUAAAAUACUCUUGAUUUUUUUUGUAUAUAAAGAUUUUAUAUAUACAUAUAUAUUUAUAUCCAUUCGUCGUGAUAUAUGAUGUGGAUAGAAUUUUUUCGUUAUAUAUACAUCGUCUAUUUGUACACACAUAUUUUGUUUAAUCGGCGAAGAAUAAACAGAUUUCGCAGAA
Formica exsecta is the source of this 5860-nucleotide messenger RNA. RefSeq names its product collagen alpha-1(III) chain-like. NCBI's taxonomy places the organism in Eukaryota, Metazoa, Arthropoda, Insecta, Hymenoptera, Formicidae. The transcript is spliced from 9 exons. The record is from RefSeq and is a predicted model, not a curated record. Bases 877 to 5589 code for a protein of 1570 amino acids.